AUGACGGUGAUGGCUGUGCAGAUGGGGGGCCUGGCCCUGUCGGUGCUGGGCUGGCUGGGCACCAUCCUGACCUGUGCGCUGCCCAUGUGGAAGGUGACGGCCUUCAUUGGCUCCAACAUCAUCGUGGCCCAGGUGUUCUGGGAGGGGCUGUGGAUGAACUGUGUGUACGAGAGCACAGGCCAAAUGCAGUGCAAGGUCUACGACUCGCUGCUGGACCUCUCCUCGGACCUCCAGGCAGCCCGAGCCCUAGUUGUGGUCUCCAUUGUGGUGUCCUUCCUUGCCCUCCUUAUUGCCAUCUUUGGGGCCGAGUGCACCAGGUGCGUCGAUGACAAGGGGGCCAAGGCCAAGAUCUCCAUCACCUCCGGGGCUGUCUUCAUUCUGGCCGGGAUUGGGCUGCUCAUCCCUGUGUCCUGGUCGGCCAACACCAUCAUCAGCAACUUCUACAACCCCAUGGUGCCAGAGGCUUUAAAGAGGGAGCUGGGGGCUUCCAUCUAUGUGGGCUGGGCCGCAAGUGCCCUCUUGGUGUUUGGGGGGGCCAUACUGUGCUGCUCCUGCCCCCCCAGCCAAGAUGCGCCAUACCCCAUGAAGUAUAAAGUGGUGAAGCACUCCAGCCUGGGGAGCUAUGCCCUUAAGAACUAUGUGUGA
This is a messenger RNA of Emys orbicularis (European pond turtle), 645 nucleotides long. Its product is annotated as claudin-4-like. Gene Ontology annotation, biological process: bicellular tight junction assembly; cell adhesion. The coding region runs from base 1 to 645 and encodes 214 amino acids. Lineage: Eukaryota; Metazoa; Chordata; Testudines; Emydidae. The record is from RefSeq and is a predicted model, not a curated record. Gene Ontology annotation, molecular function: structural molecule activity. The transcript has a single exon. Gene Ontology annotation, cellular component: plasma membrane; bicellular tight junction.